AUGAGGUAUCUGCAGCUUGGUCUGGCUUUUGCCGGAUUUCAAUGCCUGCUCGUUGGGGCCGUCGAGGUUGUCCAGGUUGGCCCCAAUGCCAAAAUUGACCACGGUAAAAUCAAAUAUACGAGACCUGGCUCGGACUUUGAGGAGAGCUUCGGUUGCGCCGAGGGCAGCGGCAAAGGCCUUGCUUUUAGCCGUGACAAACAGUACGUUGCUUGCUGUGCUCCUGCUCAGCAUCUUGGGGGCAGCCAGUCCACUCAGUUCAUUUGCUGUGGCGAAGGGCAUGACGUUUCUGGCUCAGGUAGCCAUGGCUAUCACUGCUGCCCAACUGGGCAGAGUUAUGACGGCAGAAUAUGUCACGAAAGCCAUGGCCAGGGAGGUAAUCGUGACCAUUCCCACGACAGCCAUACCCAACCACAGACGAUACUAACUAGAGGCGGAGGCGGCGGCGGAGGGGGGGGAGGAGGAGGAGGAGGAGGAGGAGGAGGCGGUGAUAAGAAUAGCGGCGGUGGUGGUGGUGGUGGUGGAGGAGGAGGAGGAGGCGGAAAUAAGAGCGGCGGCGGUGGAGGGGGAGGUGGUGGUGGUGGUCAUAACGGCGGAGGCGGCGGUGGAGGAGGAGGAGGAGGUGAUGAUGGAGAUAAAGGAAACGGAAAAUGCUAUCUUUUCAAGAUGGAAAACGGGCAGUAUCUCGGGUAUGAUAGCAGGCCUGCCGUCAACGCCUACACGGCCGGCCAAGACAGUGCCACUCACCACAUGGGAAAGUUCCGCUUCUGCAAAGAUCAAAACUGCACCAAAGGCUGCAGCGUGAACCCGGGAGAGGGCUUCGCUAUUCUCGAUAUUCACGGGGCAUCCAACACCGGAGCUGGGUCCAACACCUUCCUCGACGCCAAGCCCAACGGUGGCCACAUCGGCAAGACGCCAGACUAUAAUACGGCCGGGCUCUUCACCAUCACCAAAUGGACAUGGGGCAAGUACUGUCUCGGUGGCUUUGAUAACAAGGGAGUUGGGCCAACAUGCCCGAGCCUGGAGCCGGCGCUCACAUUCAACACGCUCGACCCGCAGUCGUGUCUACCCCUGGAACUUGUCGAAGUGCCAUGCGACAUCCGUGACCGGAAAAACAACUGUCGAUGGAAGAAGACUCCGGGGAGCUGCGGUCCCGGAGACAGCCGUCACUGUCAUUGUAACAAGUCGUAG
Messenger RNA from Metarhizium acridum CQMa 102, 1188 nucleotides. The record is from RefSeq and is a predicted model, not a curated record. Lineage: Eukaryota; Fungi; Ascomycota; Sordariomycetes; Hypocreales; Clavicipitaceae.